This is a messenger RNA of Neocloeon triangulifer, 962 nucleotides long. RefSeq names its product protein lifeguard 4-like. Gene Ontology annotation, biological process: negative regulation of apoptotic process. The coding region runs from base 115 to 846 and encodes 243 amino acids. The record is from RefSeq and is a predicted model, not a curated record. Gene Ontology annotation, cellular component: membrane. The transcript has 6 exons. NCBI's taxonomy places the organism in Eukaryota, Metazoa, Arthropoda, Insecta, Ephemeroptera, Baetidae.
UUUUCUCCAGCCAGCUGGGCAAAAUACACUCGUCGAUUUCCUUGAUUUGACGUUUCCUGUGUCGAAUUUUGCGAUCGCCGAUUCCGACUAGUCCUUUGCCGACACCCGUCCACGAUGACGACCAUCCCGUUGAUGUACGCCGACGACCUCGAGAGCGGCAACGAGGUCAAAUACGACGACGACGGCAAAAACAAUGUUCUCAAGGCACACGUCAGUAUUCGAAUGGCAUUUUUGCGCAAAGUGUAUGGUUUGGUGUCCCUGCAACUGCUCUUCAGCACCAUCAUGGGCGCCGUCUGUCUCCUUCAGCCAACCAUCAGGGAGUUUGUCCAUUCAAACCACUGGUUGGUGAUUUUGGCCAUGUUCCUCAGCAUGGGCAUCCUGGUUGCUCUGCACAUCAAGAGACAAGAGGCCCCUGCCAACUUCAUACUCCUCUCGGCCUUUACUGUGGUCCAGGCGUACACGGUGGCGGUGAUUGUCACCUUUUACGAGCAGGCAGCUGUCCUUCAGGCUUUCCUUCUGACAACCUGCGUAGUGGUCGGAUUGACCGUCUACGCACUCCAGACCAAAAAGGACUUCUCUUCUAUUGGAGCAACAAUUUUUGCUGGCCUUUGGAUUUUGCUGAUUGGAGGUCUGCUGCAAAUUUUCAUUCAAAACACUUUGUUCGAGUUGGCGUUGUCCGUCGGUGGCGCCAUUCUCUUCUCCUUCUUCAUCAUUUAUGACACUCAGAUGAUUAUGUACAAGGUGUCGCCUGAGGAGUACAUUUUGGCCACCAUAACCCUUUACAUGGACAUCAUCAAUUUGUUCCUGCACAUUCUCAGAAUCUUGGAAGCUGCCAGGAGGCAGUAAAUUUGAGUUGAAAUUAAUUAAAAACAAGGUCUUUGUUGUGAUAUGUAAGGAUAAAGAAAAGUUUUGUUGUGAGGAAAUUGUAGCAAAAAAUAUUUGCAAAGCAAAGCACAAUAUAA